GAGAGGAAUAGCGAAUGGGCGCAGACAUUGCCGCCGCCAGAGAAGCUCGCCACAUCGCCGCCUUCGAGCCGCGGGUUGAAGGGCCCCGGCGACCAGGAGGCGAGCGGCGCAAUGGAGGUGCCGGCUGUGAUGCAACAGCCCGAGGAGCUUGACCACGCGGCCCAGCGCUCGGUGGCCGCCGAGGUCGAGUCCGCGCUGGAGUCUGGCCUGGGCGACGAGGGCGACUUGGUGGGCGUCUUCGGGCGCGCCCGCGCCUUAGACGCGCGCGGCAAAAUCUGGCAGUCGCGCAUCAACCUCGCCGCCGCCGGCAAGCGGCCCAAAAAAAAACAGCAGGAACUACAAAAUACCGACGCCAGCAAGCAGGACUGGCAGGCGGCGCAGGAGGCGCCAGACGCCGCAGCCAGCAGCUCCUGGAUCGCCCCACGCGCGGCGAACUUGCAUCCUGCGCGUGGAACCGUGCUCAUGCUCAACGAGCGGACGUGCUGCUUGCUCUUCCAGGAAGAGAUGGGGUACGACAUGGGCGGGGCGGAGCCAGGCACCGUCGGGGCCUGCGCCGACGAAGCUGGUGGAGAAGUCAAUCGCUUCGCCGGCGACUGGGCGACGCUGCGCCAUGUUUCGCAGCAGGCAGCCAGAUCGGGCUGGGCCGGAGACGACAUCCGCGCGCUUGCUCCGAAUGGAAACGCGCCGCAGCUCAUCCGCGACGUGCUGAACAUCGUGCAGAUGGCCGCGGCGCGAGUCUUCGGCGCCGACGGGCGUCGGCGGCCCUGCCGUCGCGAAGGGAACGCGCUCGCCACUAUCAUCGGCCCGCCGCUGGAGUUCUGCGCAGUCUGCACGCCGAACCUCGCGGGCGGCAGCCAGCCGCGUGUCCCAGUG
This is a messenger RNA of Prorocentrum cordatum, 873 nucleotides long. NCBI's taxonomy places the organism in Eukaryota, Dinophyceae, Prorocentrales, Prorocentraceae. The record is from the annotation of a GenBank genome assembly.